Messenger RNA from Stylophora pistillata, 1093 nucleotides. RefSeq names its product 17-beta-hydroxysteroid dehydrogenase type 6. Lineage: Eukaryota; Metazoa; Cnidaria; Anthozoa; Scleractinia; Pocilloporidae. The record is from RefSeq and is a predicted model, not a curated record. Gene Ontology annotation, molecular function: oxidoreductase activity. Gene Ontology annotation, biological process: steroid metabolic process. Gene Ontology annotation, cellular component: intracellular membrane-bounded organelle.
UAUCCCUCUCACCCCUUUGAAACCAGCCAUCAUUGUCUCCACGAUGGUCAAAUGGCGUCGGCAAUAGUGACGUUGUCUUUUGUGGUAUUAGGUUUAGCAACAACAUACUACAUCUUAAGAUGGAUUUUCCUGUCUCUUCGCGGAGAUGAGGAGAAAAUCGCAGGAUUAAAGAAUAAAUACGUUCUGAUAACAGGAUGCGGGUCGGGAUUCGGCAAGGAGAUCACGCUGCGAUUAGAUCAGCUGGGAUUCCGCGUGAUUGCGACUUGCAGAACUAAAUCUGGGGAGGAAUCAGUGAAGGCCAUUUGCAGUGACAGGGUAAAGACAUAUUGCAUGGAUGUUACGAAUAUCAGUCAAGUUCAAGAGGUUUUUGAAAGCAUUAAGAACGAGAUUCCGGCGGAUGAAGGAUUGUGGGGACUGGUAAACAACGCUGGAAAACUGACGGUGGACAUGAUCGAGUGGCAGCCGCUGGAAAGUUUUAAAGAAAUUGUAGAUGUAAAUCUUUGGGGAAUGAUGUACGUCACUAAAACCUUUCUGCCGCUGAUCAAAAAAGCACGCGGACGCGUACUCAACGUAGGAAGUAUAUUGGGUCGAAUAACUCUUCCUUAUAUGACUGCCUAUGCUAUCUCCAAGUAUGGAGUUGAAGCCUUCUCGGAUGCUCUAAGGCGCGAAACGCGCCCCUGGGGGGUAAAUGUGAGUAUCAUUGAGGCUGGAGCUCACAAAACUAAAUUAGUCAGUGGAGAUGUGCUGAUAAAUCAGUGGCAGUCUAUGUGGGACGGGCUAAGUGAGGAAAUGAAGCAAGAAUACGGCCAGGAAGGACUUCAGAAAGGUCUGGUAUCUUUAAAGUUAUUUGACUCUGUAGCCUCGCCGCACAUACACAAAGUAGUCAAUAGUGUCGUCCACGCCCUUACGUCACGCAAUCCACAGACACGUUACGUUAUUGGCUUGGAUGCUAAGGCCUUGGUGUGUUUAUCAAUGUUACCGGCUGGUAUUACUGACUUCCUCUUUAGGAUCAUGGCACUUUCACCGGAACCAAGAUUAAAGAAAAACAAUCGAUAGGAAUAGGAACGAGGCUACAACCUCAAACCCUUUCCUG